GGAGAUCCGAUCCUUGUCCAAGAGCCGACCCCAGUCUCUGCUCUGAUCCCAGGCAUGGGGGAAAUCAAUGUGCCGAAGACUAACCUUGCUUAACAGUUGUUACCCCGGCCGGCCGUGAGAAUCUCUAGCACACAGAUCGAACAUCAAUCUCAAGAAAGGUACCACCCACUGUGGCAACAACAGAUACCAUGGCGACCCAAGGAACCGCAAAGCUCGACGCGAGCUUGUUGACGAAAACCCUGAACAGCGACCCAAGGCCGUUGCCUUCACCGGGUUCUGCUGAAGUGCGACUGUUGGACUAUCACACUGACCACAUGAUCAUUGCGUCUUGGAAUGUGAGCACGGGCUGGUCUUCUCCCUCGCUGCAGCCAUAUGGACCGAUUCCGCUUGCGCCAUCCGCGUCCGCAUUACAUUACGCAACAGAAUGUUUCGAAGGAUUGAAACUGUUCCGUGGCCCAGAUGGACGGCUGCGACUUUUCCGGCCCAUUGAGAACUGUGAGCGCAUGCGGAGCUCGGCUGCCAGAGUUGCAUUGCCGGAUUUCAAUGCUUCUGAGCUAGAGAAGCUCAUUGUCGCUCUGUGCUCUCAUGAGGCACCGAAGUGGUUACCCAAAGAUCAAGGAGAUGGAUCGUUGUACAUCAGACCGACUCUCGUUGGAACUGAUACAGCCCUCGCUACUUCGCGACCUCGCUCAGCUAUACUUUUCAUCUUUUUGACUGUGUUCCCUAAGAUCACGAGCUCAAUAACUGGCCCAGAAGCACAGCCAAAACCGGCGGAAGUGCCACGCAAAAGGUUGAUGAAACUCCUCGCAUCCGACAAGGACCAGAUUCGUGCUUGGCCUGGAGGAUAUGGAAACACAAAGGUUGGCGCUAACUAUGGUCCCACGCUGCAUCUUCAAGACCAAGCAAAGGCUCGCGGAUAUGAUCAGAUUCUUUGGCUGUUUGGAUCUGAGAGGUUCGUGACCGAGGCUGGUGCAAGCAAUUUCUUUGUCGUGCUACGAGUCAAUGAUAGGAAGUGGCAACUAGUCACUGCUCCCGUGGAAGACGGUCUCAUCCUUCCUGGAAUUACGCGAGCAAGCAUCUUGCAGUUGGCUCGCGAAAGGUUGCAACCCGCAGUGGGUGAUGCCAUUCAGAUAGAUGUCGUUGAAAGACAAUUGACGAUGAGCGAAUUGUUCACUGCACAUGGGCAGGGAAACGUUAUCGAAGCUUUUGUCUCGGGGACUGCGCUUUUCAUCACGCCUGUCGGCGUGAUCUGCGCGGAUGACCAAGAUCUUGAGAUCAAUAGUGAUCCUGUUGAUGGAUUCUUAUGCUCUCAAAUCAUCAGAAGUGGCUUGAUUGGUAUCUUGAGCGGGAAGGAAGACCAUGAUUGGGCGUUGCCAUUAGCUGAGGACUAGAUGUGUUGCGAGCGCCGACGUUACCAGUUUGGAAGAGUUAUCAAGCAUUUCCGUCCUUUCGGAGAGCUCACGAAGAAAUAAUCCGGAGUCAUAUCCUCAGGCGACAUGGCUUUUGAUAGUCU
Molecule: messenger RNA, 1513 nt
Organism: Cercospora beticola
Lineage: Eukaryota; Fungi; Ascomycota; Dothideomycetes; Mycosphaerellales; Mycosphaerellaceae
Biological process (GO): L-valine biosynthetic process; L-leucine biosynthetic process
Cellular component (GO): mitochondrion
Molecular function (GO): branched-chain-amino-acid:2-oxoglutarate transaminase activity
Source: RefSeq, a predicted model, not a curated record